UGAAACCCUGCGCUGCUGUGUGAGUGCUUGAAGCACUGUGUUGAAAAGUUCGGCUUCCUCUGACGGCUCCUCCGGGUCUCUGAAAGAUGGACAGCCAAGGAAGAAAAGUGGUGGUUUGUGAUAACGGAACAGGGUUUGUGAAAUGUGGCUACGCUGGAUCCAACUUCCCAGAGCACAUCUUCCCGGCACUGGUGGGCCGGCCUAUCAUCCGGUCCACAGCUAAAGUGGGCAACAUUGAGAUUAAGAAUAACAAAAAGAUGGAUCUGAUGGUGGGAGAUGAAGCAAGUGAACUGCGCUCAAUGCUGGAGGUCAAUUAUCCAAUGGAGAACGGUAUUGUCAGGAACUGGGAUGACAUGAAGCACUUAUGGGAUUACACAUUUGGUCCGGAGAAGCUCGAUAUCAACUCGCGCGACUGCAAGAUCCUCCUCACAGAACCUCCAAUGAACCCGACCAAGAACCGCGAGAAGAUCAUAGAGGUCAUGUUUGAGACAUACCAGUUUACAGGUGUUUAUAUUGCCAUCCAGGCUGUGCUAACGCUCUAUGCUCAAGGCCUUUUGACAGGGGUGGUGGUGGAUUCGGGCGAUGGUGUCACACACAUUUGUCCUGUGUACGAGGGCUUCUCAUUGCCCCAUCUUACGAGGAGGCUGGACAUUGCGGGACGAGACAUUACACGCUAUCUCAUUAAGUUGCUGUUGCUGCGAGGUUACGCCUUCAACCAUUCAGCAGACUUCGAGACGGUGCGCAUGAUGAAGGAGAAUCUCUGCUAUGUGGGAUACAACAUCGAGCAGGAGCAGAAGCUCGCUCUUGAGACCACCGUAUUGGUGGAGUCCUACACGCUCCCUGAUGGCCGGGUUAUAAAGGUGGGAGGUGAAAGGUUUGAGGCCCCAGAAGCUCUAUUUCAACCUCACCUCAUAAACGUUGAAGGGGUUGGUGUGGCUGAACUUCUCUUCAACACCAUUCAAGCAGCAGACAUUGACACCAGGGCUGAGUUCUACAAACACAUCGUUCUGUCAGGAGGAUCCACCAUGUACCCUGGCCUGCCGUCUCGACUGGAGAGGGAACUUAAACAGCUUUAUCUGGAGCGGGUACUGAAGGGUGAUGUUGACAAGCUCUCAAAAUUCAAGAUCCGCAUUGAGGACCCUCCCCGCCGUAAGCACAUGGUGUUUCUGGGCGGAGCGGUGCUGGCUGACAUCAUGAAGGACAAGGACAACUUCUGGCUCACCCGGGAAGAGUAUCAGGAGAAGGGUGUGCGGGUUCUGGAGAAGCUUGGAGUCACCGUCAGAUAAAACACCAGCUCAUCACCAGUCGCUUUUGUUCAGCCUGUCAAUCCUGUCAUCAGGUGUGGAUUUAAUGGGGUUGGAUUAUGAAAGAAACUGGGCAGGGGUUGUGUGUUUUCUAUGUGCUGCUUAGGCUUGUGGAUUACGUUUAUGGGUCGUUCUUAUCAUCUUUUUGGUCAUCCUUAAAAGUAAAUACUGUACAAUUUGAAAUGUUUCAAAUAUUUCCCAAGUGCUGUUCUUUCAACACAUUUUUAAACAUAAUAGUCUUAAUAGUUUAUUUCUAAUAGCCCAUUUCUUUUGUGUUUUGACAUGAUGAUGGUACAUGAUUUUUGUCUUGUUUGUUUGCAAGAUGUUAGUAUUCAGCUUAAAGUGCAAUUUAAAGGCUUAACUAGGUUGGGCAACUUGUUUGUUCUGUAGCCAAUGGAAAAACUAGAUUUCUUAAGAGGGGGGGGCUAAUAAUUAUUGACCUUAAAAAUUGUUGUUAAAAGAGUGUAAAUUCCAGCCAAACUGAACGAUAUAAGACUUUCUUUAUAAUAAAAAAAAUAUAUAGAGAAAAAUUACUGUGAAAAUUUCUUUUAUCUGUUGGCAAAUAUUUGAAAAAGAAUACCAAUUUCACAGGAGGACUAAUCAUUUUGCCUUCAAAUAUAUUGGCAAAAUAAAUGUAUAUGAAACCAAGCGGCAACCUCCCGCUCUCCAUCGGGAAGUCAAUACGGAAGUCACUAAAACUGCAAUUCAUCAACUCUCCUUUGGGGGGCUGGCUCCAGGAAAUCCAGAUGAUUUCUGACUGCAAUGCUAUAUUGACCAAUUUUACAGCUGAUAAAAACAUCUUUACAGCCUGGUACAAAUUAUUGUUUUGGUGUAUAUAGCUAAUAUUAACCUUUAUGACAACUGUGAGGGGGUACACUUUUUUUAUAACUCAUACGUUCGCACAAUUAAGGGCGUGGCCACUUGAGUGACAGUUUUACUAACACAGACUAUAUUUUAAGUAUUUGGAAGUAAUGCACAUUUUCCUCCAUCAGUGCAAUGUACGCCAUAAGUGCAAUGUUUAGUGGCUCAAUGUAUGCAACAGUGUUUUUAAAUGACUAAACACUUUAUUGAUAUGGUAAAUAACCAAGCACAUGUGGUCAGACAGCCUGAUCUCACAAGAAAACGUUAGUAUUUUGUGUUUUGUCAGUUUAGUGGCUAAUUCCUACGAAUUGGUACGAGUGCAGUCGUACGAAAAUGUACGAUUUUAAAAAGGAGGCAUGACACCCAAUCCCACACCUAAACUCAACCGUCAUCGGGGGAUGAGCAAAUCGUACUAAAUUGUACGAAUUAGAUCCGACGAAUUCAUAUGAAUUAGCCACUAAAUCAAAAAGUUACGAAUUGCCGUGAGAUUGCGUUGGGUUAGAACACAAACGAGUUGCAGGUAAUGAAGUAUUAAGCGUUUCUCCCAAAGAAAAACUAGUCUAGGCAAAAUGCUAGCAGGCGUUUGUAGCUCCACCAACGCUCCGCCUCUUAGCGCUUAUUUGGUGACCCCCGGUCAGUACGAUGAAGCGCGAAAAUGGCAACAGUUGGCCACCCCUACUUGUUGCUUCAUUUGCACUCUUCAGAAACCUAUGGGUAGGGCCAGGCGGAAUCUGCGGGCGUUUUUUGCUAUUUCUGCUGAGAAUUUUGCUAAAAAUCUGUGGAUUUCUGCGGAAUUAUUUUGGGAGUAUCAUAACUAAAACCUUAAUAUAGGAAA
Molecule: messenger RNA, 3000 nt
Organism: Danio aesculapii
Lineage: Eukaryota; Metazoa; Chordata; Actinopteri; Cypriniformes; Danionidae
Gene: actr2b
Product: actin related protein 2b
Exons: 10
Coding region: 87-1286 (399 amino acids)
Biological process (GO): Arp2/3 complex-mediated actin nucleation
Cellular component (GO): actin cortical patch; Arp2/3 protein complex
Molecular function (GO): actin filament binding
Source: RefSeq, a predicted model, not a curated record